ACUACUUCCUUCUCCUCACGCCUCUCCUCUAUAUAAGACCCACUAAAUAUCAUCUCUUCUUUGCUCAUCUCUUAAUCACAUUUUUCCAGAUAUUUUUGAUAAACUGAUGAAUCAAGAAAAGCCCAUUUCUUGUUGCUGUGUUCUUGAUGCUUCCACUUAUGUGGGUUUCUGGAUUCUCAAGAGAUUACUCACUAGAGGUUACUCUGUUCACGCAGCUAUCCGUAAAAACGAGGAUAGUGUGCUUGAAGAGGAAAUUAGAGACAUGGAAGCUAAAGAAGAGAGAUUAGAGGUUUAUGAUGUGGAUGUGUUAGAUUACCAAAGUAUCCUCAUUUCUCUCAACAAUUGUAAUGCUGUGUUCUGUUGUUUGGACAAUCCUGAAGGGUAUGAUGAGGAGAAGGAAGUGGAUUUGGAGGUGGGAGGAGCUAUUAAUGUGGUGGAAGCAUGUGCAAGAACAGAGAGUAUAGAGAAGAUUGUGUUCUCUUCUUCAUUAACUGCUGCAAUUUGGAGAGAUAACAUUGGAACUCAGAAAGAUGUUGAUGAGAAGUGUUGGAGUGAUCUUGACUUUUGUCUCAAAAAAAAGAUGUGGCAUGCUCUUGCGAAGAUGCAGUCCGAGAAGGCAGCUUGGGCAUUAGCGAUGGACCGUAUGGUCAACAUGGUUUCGGUUAACCCGGGUCUCAUCGUUGGACCAUCAGUGGCUCAACACAACCCUAGACCCACGUCUUACCUCAAAGGAGCUGCACAGAUGUAUGAGAAUGGUGUGUUAGCAUACGUAGACGUCGAAUUUGUAGCGGAUGUUCACAUUCGAGCAUUCGAAGAUACUUCGGCUUGUGGUAGAUACUUUUGCUUCAAUCAAAUUGUGAAUACAGAAGAAGAAGCUCUCAAGCUUGUACAAACUCUAUCUCCUUUAAUACCUAUGCCACCAAGGUAUGAGAAAGAGAUGCAAGGAAGUGAAGUUUAUGAAGAGAGAUUGAGAAACAAGAAACUAAACAAGCUGGUGGAAGCUGGAUUUGCUUGUUAAUUACAUGAAGAGAGAUGUUAUAAAUUAAAGGGCAAGAAAUUGUUUUAAUAAGAAUAGUUUGUUUACUUAUUGUUUUAUUAUUGUAAUCUCAAUUCAGUAUUUUAUAUAUUUAUUUUUCUGUAACUUGAAAUGAAAGGAAAAAAUGUGUUACUCAUAGAAAAGUGAGUAUUUAUUAUGUUGUAUGUCCUUAUUUAUGGAAUAUACGAUGAUACCAGGCAGCAACAAAUAAUAAGAAAAUAAAAAGCA
Messenger RNA from Arabidopsis lyrata subsp. lyrata, 1264 nucleotides. Its product is annotated as cinnamoyl-CoA reductase-like SNL6. Gene Ontology annotation, molecular function: oxidoreductase activity, acting on the CH-OH group of donors, NAD or NADP as acceptor. Lineage: Eukaryota; Viridiplantae; Streptophyta; Magnoliopsida; Brassicales; Brassicaceae. The record is from RefSeq and is a predicted model, not a curated record.